Messenger RNA from Amoebophrya sp. A25, 2274 nucleotides. The record is from the annotation of a GenBank genome assembly. NCBI's taxonomy places the organism in Eukaryota, Dinophyceae, Syndiniales, Amoebophryaceae.
UUAUCGGAACUCGCUCACGAUACAAAAAAAAAAAAGCGAGAUUAAUUGUAUUGUAUUGUAUUGUAUUGCAUUGUGCGGUUUAUAGUAGCAUGAUUUCUGAGUAAGGCACUGCUUGUUUGACCACAGGAGCUAAGAAAGAGGUACUCCGGUUUUUGAAUCCAUUUACUAAAUUAUAUUGAACAUACUAGUACAUAUACAGGCUGCUCCAUUGAUCUCCCUACACACAACAUACGAGUAGGAGCUUGACGUAAGCACAGGAGCUGCUCCUACUUCGUACGAAAGAAAGAUGAGAUCGUCCAUCACGAAGUCGCUCAGCGCAGGAGCCGUGAUAGUGGCGACACCAGGUGCAGCAGUGGGAUUACCAAGUAUAGUGCAGGAUGGGGUACCUUUUCGCACGCAAAACGCCCAACGUGAACAACUCGCAGACAAGUUGGCGAAUGAGGUACUAUUUGAGAUGGUAGUUGAGAUUGCUAGUACUAACUUGACUGAGUCUUAUCAUUUGUCAUCAAGUCAUCAGUGCUGUUGCAAUUAAUUCUUGCGUAAACCUGAAUUAUUCAAUAUUUCAAAAUCUUCUAUCAAAAACGAACCCAUGUGAUUCAAUUAUAUAAGUUAUCAGUAUCAGUCUCUACGGGCACUACGGACAGUGUCAUCAGAGGCCCAUACAUGACAUUGAUGUUAGGUUCGCCGCGACGCCGCACAGAAUUUGCAUAUUAGUACGGAUUUCGCCAAUUUCGAGAAACAGGAUGAGCGGGAUUGGCGCCACGUGCAAUCCAAUAGGAAUAUGAAAGCCUUCUUGCAACGCAGUAAGAAGUUGCCAUCAGAUGAUGGGACGCGUGUUAUGGUGACGGAUACUGGAAGCCUCGAAAUAAGCAAGUAAAUUCAAGCUAAAACUCUUAACUUAUAUUAGCUCUCUCAUAUCACUUUCUUCGAUAUACUUAUUUUCAUAGCUGCUGCUAUAAGUACUGAGUCCACCUAUACAUGAUGAGUAGCAGGGAAGCAUCUUCAUUAACAGAUAGUAGUGUUGUAGGUACUUUUCUAGAAUCGACGGAUCCCUUGCCUUCGUAUAAUCAUAGUAAUUUCAAGAGUUAAGUUUGACUUCCCUUCUAAUUCUGGGAGCUCCAGCAAGCUUAGCUUCUCAGGGAAUAACGCUUUGAUGAAGGAUCUCGAGGAUUUUUCAUUUUCUUCCGGCAGCGAUAGUGUUGGCACGACCGGGAGGGAAGAUAAUGCGAGUAGUAGUUAUGGUGGCAGGAUACUAUUUGCUUUCCUAGAAGACAAGAUACUAUUUACUUUCCUAGGAGACAAGAUACUAUUUACUUUCCUAGAAGAUAAGAUACUAUUUACUUUCCUAGGAGACAAGAUGCUAUUUACUUUCCUAGGAGACAAGAUACUAUUUACUUUCGUGGAAGGAUAGUACGAUUUACAUUCCAUCCAACAAUCUUAGGGACUUUAACACAAAAACAAAAAAAAACAAUGUCAUCCAGCAGCAAACCGCCUCUCUGUCCUGUGAUCAGGAUUUUUUUCACCUCAAGUGGAAUAUGUUGUUUGCCUAUCUAAGGUUCACCUGCUUACUUUCCUAGAAGAUAAUAUGGAUUUUGGCAGAUUUCACGGGUCGUCGGUCACCUAGGAAUCCCGACAGCCCAGAUUAUCAGGACUAUAAGUCAGCAUUUCUAAUAUAUCAAGGCCACGGACGACAGCGCUUCUUCCAGCGUCUUUUCCAGUGGCGAGGAUGCGAUGGCACGGUAGAUAGUUGAUUUGCUGCUAUAAGAUCAUGAUUUAGCCUAAUGAAGAAUAUUACCACGACCGUACACAUCAGGUACAUCAACCAUGACACCGCCUUCCACGACAAUAGGUACAUGCGCGAGUUUCAUGUGGAUACGGAAAAGGUAGGCCGAUCCGAGUCGUAUGCGACACCUCAGCAUCGCACUAACUCCGGAGGCCAAGUAAUCUCGAUUCCGCUUUCCUCGCAGCUGCAGAUCUCAGCUACAUUGGGUGGGGCGAAGUGAGUAUCUACCUGGUUACGAGAUUUGAGAAUUCUCAACAAGUACAUAUCUGUGGUUUAGACGUAUGGGCACCAGAUUUCGUUUUCGAUUUGUUUUUUUCCGUCAGAUGCGAGAAGUCGUUGAGGAUACGAGGAUUGUUGUAAAGCUCAUUUGAGAGGAUUUCUUUCUGCAUAUCUGAGAGGCAGAGGACAGACUGAACAGAUUUUUUGACACAGAUGAAGUUCUGAAAGACUUUCUCCACCUAGUGCUCCGUGAAAACACUAGCAUUUUUCCG